Solea solea (common sole) is the source of this 1062-nucleotide messenger RNA. Its product is annotated as trace amine-associated receptor 13c-like. The transcript has 2 exons. The record is from RefSeq and is a predicted model, not a curated record. Gene Ontology annotation, cellular component: membrane. Gene Ontology annotation, biological process: G protein-coupled receptor signaling pathway. Gene Ontology annotation, molecular function: trace-amine receptor activity. Lineage: Eukaryota; Metazoa; Chordata; Actinopteri; Pleuronectiformes; Soleidae. The coding region runs from base 1 to 984 and encodes 327 amino acids.
AUGGAGACUUUGGAGAACAGUGAACUCUGUUUCCCACAUCUCCUCAACGCCUCAUGCAGGAGGCCAAAACAUUCUCACUCUGAGGCUAUUAUGAUUGAUAUUAUUUUCAUCCUGCUGUCCUUUAUUUCUCUGCUCACUGUGUUUCUCAACCUGCUGGUCAUCAUCUCUAUCUCCCACUUCAGGCAGCUCCAAACUCCCACCAACAUCCUCCUCCUCUCUCUGGCUGUCUCAGAUUUCCUCGUUGGUUUCCUCAUAUGCUUUCACAUUAUGUUCAUAGACGGUUGCUGGCUCCUCGGAGACGGUGUGUGUGUUAUGUAUCAGUUUUUGGGACAUAUCAUCACCACCUCUUCAGUAGGAACCAUGGCGCUCAUAUCUGUUGACCGCUAUGUGGCUAUUUGUGAUCCUAUGUUUUACUCCACAAAAAUCACAAUGAAAAGAGUUAAAGUCUGUGUUGCUUUAAUGUGGUUUUGCUCUUCAUCCUUCCAAGGUCUAAACCUUAGUGAUAAUCUGCAACAUCCAGGCAGGUAUAACACUUGCAUUGGAGAGUGCAUUGUUGUCAUUAACUACAUUGUUGGACUUGCAGAUCUUAUUUUAACCUUCAUUGUUCCCAUUACUGUUAUUAUUGUGUUGUAUACAAGAGUCUUUGUGGUGGCUGUGUCUCACGCUCGUGCCAUGCGGUCCCAGAUUGCAGCCGUCACACAUGGCUCAGCUAAAAGGUCAGAGAUUAAAGCAGCCGGUACUCUUGGAGUUGUUAUAGUUGUCUUUCUGUUAUGUAGCAGCCCAUUGUACUGUGUUGUUAUUGUGGGUGAAGACACUGUGCUCACUGCUUCAUCUGCUGCCUUUGUCAUAUCUUUGUUUUAUCUUAACUCCUGUUUGAACCCUAUGAUCUAUGCCUUCUUUUACCCCUGGUUUAGAAAAUCUGUUAAACUCAUUGUUACACUGAAGCUACUGCAGAGAGACUCCUGUGAGGCCAACAUGCUGUAGAAAGGAGCCUGACACUGACUAUGAGGAGCCUGACUUUGAACUGAAAAGUGACAUGUAUUUGAAUGUUUUACUUAGAAC